This is a messenger RNA of Microtus ochrogaster (prairie vole), 2262 nucleotides long. RefSeq names its product phospholipase D family member 6 (gene Pld6). NCBI's taxonomy places the organism in Eukaryota, Metazoa, Chordata, Mammalia, Rodentia, Cricetidae. The record is from RefSeq and is a predicted model, not a curated record. Gene Ontology annotation, cellular component: mitochondrion. Gene Ontology annotation, molecular function: RNA endonuclease activity producing 5'-phosphomonoesters, hydrolytic mechanism. Gene Ontology annotation, biological process: piRNA processing.
GCUUCUGAGGUGGCGGCCAUGGGGUGCUCGAGUUGGCGGUUGGUGGUCGCGGCCGGCGCGGGUGUCGCGCUGGCCCUAGAGGCGCUGCCGUGGCUGCUGCGUUGGCUGCUGGUCGGGCGGCGGCCACGGCGCGAGGUGCUCUUCUUCCCGUCGCAGGUGACCUGUACCGAAGCCCUCCUGCAGAGCCCAGGCUUGCCUCCCAGGCCCUCCUCGGGCUGCCCGUGCAGCCUCCCUCACAGCGAGAGCUCGCUGAGCCGCCUGAUGCGCGCGCUGCUGGCUGCCCGCUCCAGUCUGGAGCUCUGCCUCUUCGCCUUCUCCAGCCCGCAGCUGGGGCGCGCCGUGCAGCUGCUGCACCAGCGCGGGGUGCGUGUGCGGGUCAUCACCGACUGCGACUACAUGGCCCUCAACGGUUCGCAGAUCGGCCUGCUGCGCAAGGCAGGUAUACAGGUACGGCAUGACCAGGACCUUGGCUACAUGCACCAUAAGUUUGCCAUCGUUGACAAGAAGGUGCUCAUCACUGGCUCCCUCAAUUGGACCACACAAGCCAUCCAGAAUAACCGUGAGAAUGUUCUGAUUAUGGAGGACACAGAGUACGUGCGGCUGUUCCUGGAGGAAUUUGAGCGCAUCUGGGAAGAAUUUGACCCCACCAAAUACAGCUUUUUCCCCCAAAAGCAGCGAGGGCACUGACCCUGCUCUGUCUUUCAGCUUGCAGUCCUGGAUGCACUAGGCUGAUAAAGUUUUCCUGUCCUUGUAUCGCCAUCAGAAGUCAGGGAGAAGGCGACAGUGUGAGCUGUAGGCUGUCCUAUAGCAGUAGUUGCCUACAUAGACAGGCCAUCCUCUUUAAGUGGCUUCUGGGCAUCACUAGACAUGAAUGAUAGUAUUGACUCUCUGCAGUUGGCCUUGCCUCCUUGCAGUUAGUCACAAGUGAGCACCACCAGUUGGCUAUGUCUGAGGUUGUCUCCAGGCUUUGCUUCUAAUUUUUCAUACCCCAUAACUUAGGAGCAAACUGUGGACUGAGAAGUGCCUUUGCCUCCAGCACCUGUGGACUCAUGGCUGUUUGCUCAGUCAUGACCAGGAGUUGAUGACUGGGAGUACUGGAGGUAAUAAGAACUGCCCAGGCUGUGAUCUCAGCCCUGGGGUGAGCAUUCCCAGGGAGUCAGAGGAAUAAGUUUCUCAUUUGCAUUUGUGUCAUUUUCUACAUUUUUUGGUUUUAUAUGCAAAUAACUCAAGUGACAUAAGAGCUAGAGUUUUGUCAUUGUUCAUGCUUGUGUGCAUGACAAGCUCCAUGUGGCCCCUUAAUGUCAGUCUGAGUGGAUAGUGUCCUUUAGCUCAUGGAACCAUCAGCAGCAGAUACCGCUCAAUACAUAUUUCCUUGUUUUUUGUUGGGAAAGAGGCGGGAAGAUAAGGUCUCACCAUAUAGCCCUGACUGGUCUUCAACUCAGAGAGAUCUGCCUGAUUCAGCCUCAGGUACUGGGACUAUAGGCAUGGGCCACCACUCCCAGUAUUUUCACCCUUUUUAAUGUUACCUUUUUACUUAGUGUUAGACAAGUAAACUUGAUGUUGAUUUUCCACAAGAUGGAACAGAAACUGUAAAGUAUAAUACUCAGAAGUAGUUAUGUUGAAGAAGUUCCUUGCCUUCUGGAGCUUGUGAGUUCUUAAGUGUGUGCUCAGGUGGGGGGUGGGGGAAGAUAACAAAAUGUCCUUUGAGUGACAAUGCCAUUGGGGACCUUGAACUUUGGCAUAUUCAAUAAAUAUUUUAGAAUAUGAACUGUUACUUGUCUGCCUUAGCCUACUGCAUACUCUUAAAACAUUAUAGGGUAGUACACAGCUAUUCGGACACCUGUGAUGAGGGUGGGGUCCUUGGGAGAGCAACAGCCACCCACCUCCUGGUUAACUCCUCUCUGCUACUAUUUCCAUCCCUCCAAAGUUAGCAUACUUCCUAGCCUGUUUCUCUUUGUCAUCUGCCUGACGGUGUGUGUCUUCCCUGAUUCCUAUCUCCAUCCCUUCCAGGGAAGGCUGGUAUCCACGUGGCAGCAUGUGGCUGUCAGGGGCUAAAUAGCUUUGCUGAGUUAUCUGCAGUUGUAAAGAGAUAUUACAUCAUACACUAUUUUCUUUUCUUUUGCUUGAUUUGAGACUGUCUAUGUAGACCAGGCUGGCCACAAACUCAGUAUGACCCUAAGGCUGGCCUUAUAUUCCUGCCUCCAGGGGCACCAGAUCUCAUUACCGAUGGUUGGGAGCCACCAUGUGGUUGCUGGGAAUUGA